CAUGAGGGGCACGUGACAGAGGAGGGGUCUGUUUUGACCACGCCCUCUUUAGGGCAGGGCCACGCCCCAUCGUGCUGACCUCCAUCCCACCCCUUCCCGGGCUGAGGGAAGAGUGACAGACUUCCCCAGCAGGUGCAAGCCCAGGGUGGGCAGCAUGGCCCUGAGUCUAGGGAAGCGUAGGAGGGGAACUUCCUCCCCUCUGCCCGGGAAAGUACCAUCCCUAGCAGUUGCCAUGGCAACAAGGAGGAGGUGAUGGGCAGGCUAGUACCCAGAGGUGACAGCUGACCUCCUCUCCAAGACAGGACCCCCUUGGCUUGACCCCUUCGCUGCCAUGGCCCUGCCGAGAGGCCCCCCGGGGCUGCUGCUGAUCUUGACUCUGCACUCAGCCCUGAGCCUGAGCCCCCCGCCCCAUAUCCCCUUCUUCCCCCACUGGGACUACUGCAUCGUGGGCGCCGGCCCCGCGGGCCUGCAGAUGGCCUACUUUCUGGGCCAGGCGGGCAGGGACUACGUGGUGUUCGAGCGGGCGGGGGCGCCGGGCAGCUUCUUCGUCCGCUACCCCCGCCACCGCAAGCUCAUCAGCAUCAACAAGCGCUACACGGGCAAGGUGAACGGCGAGUUCAACCUGCGCCACGACUGGAACUCGCUGCUGAGCCACGACCCGCGCCGCCUCUUCAGGCACUACUCCAAGGAGUACUUCCCCCGGGCCGAGGACAUGCUGCGCUACCUGGGGGACUUUGCGGGCGGCCUCGACCUGCAGGUGCGCUACCACACGGCCAUCGUCCGGGUCUCACUCAGCAAGAGCCCGCGGGCCUGGAACGGCCACUUCUUCCUCCUCACGGACCACAGGGGCCAGAGCUACCAGUGCAGUGUGCUCUUGGUGGCUACUGGUGUGUCGAUCCCCAAUGAGAUCGACUUCCCAGGAUCAGAAUAUGUGGAGGGCUAUGAGACAGUGUCUAUUGACCCAGAGGACUUUGUGGGCCAAAAUGUACUGAUCCUGGGCCGUGGGAACUCAGCCUUUGAGACAGCUGAAAACAUCCUCGGUUAUACCAACUUCAUCCACAUGGUGGGCCGUUCUCGAAUCCGCCUCUCCUGGGCCACGCACUACGUUGGGGACCUGAGAGCGGUCAACAAUGGCCUCCUGGACACUUACCAGCUGAAGUCAUUGGACGGACUGCUGGAAACAGACUUGAAGGACCUGGCCAUCGUGAAGGAUCGUAAGGGCAGACUGCACAUCACCCUGCAGGUCUUCCUGGACAAAGCCAGCCAGAACAUCAGCGCCGAGACCGUCUCCCUGCCCCAGGAUGAGGUGGACAACUUUGCGAUGCGCGUGCCCUACGACCGCGUGAUCCGCUGCCUGGGUUUCACCUUCGACUUCUCGAUCUUCAGCAGCACUCUUGGGCUGGAACCGGGGAAAGGGCAAAAGAAAAAGUAUCCACUGAUUAAAGGCAGCUACGAGUCCAAGAAAACGCGCGGGCUCUUUGUCCUGGGCACCGCCAGCCACUCCGUGGACUACAGGAAAUCCGCCGGAGGUUUCAUCCACGGAUUCCGAUACACAGCACGAGCAGUUCACCGGCUACUGGAACACCGCCAUCACGGCAUCCCCUGGCCUUCUCCUGUGUAUCCCAUCACCCAGCUCACCAACGCCAUUAUCCGCCGGGUGAACGAGGCCUCGGGCCUGUACCAGAUGUUCGGUGUGCUGGCGGACGUCAUCCUUCUGAAGGAGAAGGCCACAGGCUUCGAGUACCUGGAGGAGUUCCCCAUCCGCAUGCUGGCAGAGCUGGAGACCCUCACGGGCCGGGAAGCCCAGCACGGCCUCUUCGUCGUCACCAUGGAGUACGGCAAGAAUUUCUCGGGGCCAGACAAAGACGUCUUCUAUUACGACCGCGCCGUGGGAGACGUGCAGGACGCCUGGCAGUCCAACUUCCUUCAUCCGGUCAUCUACUACUAUCACUGCCUCCCCACCGAGAAGGAGAUGGCUUCCCGGUCCCCGGGCUGGCCCCUGCCUCGCCCUGUCGCCAUCCACCACAUCGUGGAGGAUUUCCUCACGGACUGGACGGCGCCCAUCGCCCACAUCCUCCCCCUGAGGCGCUUCUUGGAGAACUGCUUGAACAGUGACCUUCGAAGCUUCUAUGCAGAGUCCUGCUUCCUGUUUGCCCUAACACGCCAGAAGCUGCCCCCCUUCUGCCAGCAUGGCUACAUGAACAUGCAAGGGCUCCUGGGGAACGAGAGGCUCCGGCGCCACGCCGUCGAAAGCGGUCUCAUGGAGGACUUCUCGGCUAUGGACGAACAGCCAUCGGACUGGAAGCCGGGAGACCCCGGCGCUCCGGAUCACCCACCCCAGCACACCGCCAGCAUUAGGGAGGAGCUCUGACCCGUGAGAGACUCAGGCCCGAACACCGGCCCAGGUCCUCCCGCUGACCUUCAACUGCCAAAGACCCACUCUGACCAUUGUUAGCGAUAGGAGUGGGGGGGGGGGGAGAGUGCCGGGAUGAAGUGCCCUCUGCGCAGAUCCAGGUGCCCGAGCCCCCGGUCCUCCCCAGGGUGGGAGCCGCUGCCUUCAGUCCAAUGAUCACUGAAUGCCCGUGGGGCCUCAAGGGGACCCCUUUGACCCAGCUGUUCCCUCUCCUUUGAGGAAGGGGGGGUUGUUGCUCUGAGGAUCUACCUCACAGUUGACGGCUGUCCUCCCAGGAGCACCCUUCCCCUGUGUUCCACCAAUCAGGCAUUGGGUCUCAGAGCCCAGGGUGCCCCAGGGGCUUGGAGGGUACACCCCACAGGUCAGCUCGUCCUCCCCUCUGAUUCCCCACGAGGUAUCUCUCUGCCCCCUGGUCUGCAUCCGGCCCAGUGUUUGUCCCACUUCGUGCCCACACCUUUCCAGGGAACCCUGCCUGCGCCACACCGAGGUGUUUACUGCCUCUACCCCCUUGGCAUCCGGUACGACAACCCACCCUCUCCUAUGGAUAGACUCUGAUCAUGCUGUCUCUUCUCCACAAAAUAACAUGUAAUUAGUUCCUUG
This is a messenger RNA of Antechinus flavipes (yellow-footed antechinus), 3013 nucleotides long. It is a transcript of the gene FOXRED2, whose product is annotated as FAD dependent oxidoreductase domain containing 2. NCBI's taxonomy places the organism in Eukaryota, Metazoa, Chordata, Mammalia, Dasyuromorphia, Dasyuridae. The transcript has 8 exons. Gene Ontology annotation, molecular function: monooxygenase activity; flavin adenine dinucleotide binding. The coding region runs from base 332 to 2371 and encodes 679 amino acids. The record is from RefSeq and is a predicted model, not a curated record.